Molecule: messenger RNA, 3936 nt
Organism: Eremothecium gossypii ATCC 10895
Lineage: Eukaryota; Fungi; Ascomycota; Saccharomycetes; Saccharomycetales; Saccharomycetaceae
Gene: DRS2
Product: aminophospholipid-translocating P4-type ATPase DRS2
Exons: 1
Coding region: 1-3936 (1311 amino acids)
Biological process (GO): intracellular protein transport; post-Golgi vesicle-mediated transport; phospholipid translocation
Cellular component (GO): plasma membrane
Molecular function (GO): magnesium ion binding; ATP binding; ATPase-coupled intramembrane lipid carrier activity
Source: RefSeq, marked provisional
AUGAGUGGUUCGCGCGAUAAACAUAACGAGGAAACUCUUUUUGAUAUCGACUUUCUAGAUGAUAGGUAUACCCCGGAACCCGCAAGGCCGGUAAAUGACAGCGGAAGUCGAUCUGGGCCGAUUAUUGAUUCAGGAAUUGAUGAUCUUGUGCAGAUGCAACGGACAGGGUUUCCGCAAGAGGUGAUAGACUUAGACGAUGAGCCGCCGUUUAGGCAUGAUGAUAGCAUUGAGAACGACCUCAUAGAGAACCCGUUUGAUGACGAGCGCGGGCAGCAACGGUAUCUGGCGUCCGCGAACCGCCUGUCCGUGCCGCAGCCCUCCGGCUGGCAGCGACUGGUGGGAGGCUUGCGCGACUCGGUAGGGGGGCGAGGUACGGAGAAUAGCCAGUACCAAAGUUUUGAAAUGCAAGACUACCGGGACACGCACUCGGGUGACCGCUACCAGCGUUCGCGAAAUAAGUUCAAUCUGAAGGCGCUGUUUGACCACUAUGUGCUAAGGAAGCCUGCAGCAGCAGAUACGGGUGCGGGAGAACCGCGGGUAAUUUACAUCAACGAACGUAGGGCUAACGGCGCCAUGGGAUAUGGAGACAACCAUAUCUCUACCACCAAGUACAACGCUGCCACCUUCUUGCCCAAGUUUCUAUUUCAAGAAUUUUCCAAGUACGCUAACCUCUUUUUCCUGUUCACCUCCAUUAUACAACAGGUUCCGAAUGUCACUCCAACCAACAGGUUCACUACAAUCGGCACGCUGAUAGUUGUGCUCGUGGUUUCUGCUAUUAAAGAAAGUGUGGAAGACCUUAAGCGGUCGAACUCCGAUAAAGAACUGAACCAUUCCCGGGCAGAUGUGUACUCGGACGAGAUGGGGCAGUUUAUCUCGAAAAAGUGGAUUGAUAUAGCAGUCGGUGACAUUAUCCGUGUCCGGUCUGAAGAGGCCAUUCCGGCGGACUUGAUAGUCCUUUCAUCUUCCGAACCAGAGGGUCUCUGCUACAUUGAGACUGCGAACCUCGAUGGAGAGACGAACCUCAAGAUCAAACAAGCAAGGCCAGAAACUUCAAAGAUAUUGGAUGUUCGCGAACUGAGUGCGAUGCGCGGAAAGAUCUUAUCUGAACAGCCCAACACUAGUCUAUACACUUACGAGGGUACCAUGAUUCUGCAUAAUAAUCGUAUUCCGCUGUCUCCUGAUCAAAUUCUUUUACGGGGUGCCACGUUGAGGAACACUGCGUGGAUAUUCGGUAUUGUAAUUUUUACAGGGCAUGAAACCAAGCUAAUGCGCAAUGCAACAGCCACUCCCAUUAAAAGAACUGCUGUUGAAAGGGUCAUAAACCUACAAAUUGUUGCGCUGUUUGGCGUGCUGAUUUGCCUGUCUCUGAUUUCGUCGUUCGGCAACCUGAUAGUCAUGUACAACCAGAAAGAAAAUCUAAGCUACCUAUAUCUGCAGGGGACUAACAUGGUUGCACUAUUCUUCAAAAAUAUCUUGACAUUCUGGAUUUUAUUCUCCAACCUAGUUCCUAUCUCGUUGUUUGUUACUGUGGAGAUGAUCAAGUAUUAUCAGGCUUAUAUGAUUGCAUCAGACUUGGAUUUAUUUCACGAAGAGUCAAAUAUGCCCACUGUAGUUCGGACCUCUUCUUUGGUUGAAGAGCUGGGCCAGAUUGAGUAUAUUUUUAGCGAUAAGACCGGUACUUUGACGCAGAACGUAAUGGAAUUCAAAUCAUGUUCUAUAGCAGGCCGCUGCUAUAUUCAAUCAAUCCCAGAGGACAAAGAUGCUGCAUUCGAUGAAGGCAUUGAAGUUGGUUACAGAACGUAUGAUGACAUGCAUGAGCUGCUGCACACUCCAGGCUCUGGAGAUGGUGCUAUAAUUGACGAAUUUUUGACAUUAUUGUCCAUAUGCCAUACGGUCAUUCCUGAAUUUCAGGAGAAUGGCUCGAUCAAGUACCAAGCUGCAUCUCCAGAUGAAGGUGCAUUAGUGCAGGGUGCGGCUGACCUUGGAUACAAAUUCAUUAUCCGUAAGCCAAAUUCCGUAACUAUACUCAGGGAAGAUAUUACUGAAGAAGUGGUCUAUGAACUGCUAAAUAUCUGUGAAUUCAACUCGACAAGGAAGCGUAUGAGUGCGAUCUUCCGGUUCCCAGAUAACUCUAUUAGGCUUUUAUGCAAGGGCGCUGACACAGUGAUAUUGGAGAGACUGGCUGCCACUAGCAAUCCAUACGUUGCCGCAACAUUGCGGCAUCUUGAGGACUACGCUGCGGAAGGGUUGCGGACUCUUUGUAUCGCCUCAAGAACUAUACCAGAAAGUGAGUAUGAAGAAUGGAGUAAACUAUAUGAUGCCGCUGCAACUACAAUGCAUAAUAGGUCGGAAGAGCUAGAUAAGGUGGCAGAGAUGAUUGAAAAAGGUCUUGUCUUGUUGGGAGCAACGGCGAUUGAGGAUAAACUACAAGAUGGGGUGCCGGAAACAAUACAUACUCUACAGCAGGCAGGUAUCAAAGUUUGGGUUCUGACAGGUGACCGUCAGGAAACAGCUAUUAAUAUAGGAAUGAGUUGUAAACUAUUGAGUGAGGAUAUGAACCUGCUAAUUGUCAAUGAAGAUACCAAGGAAUCCACUCGAAACAACUUGAUAGACAAACUGAGAGCAAUCAAUGAUCACCAGAUAUCGCAACAAGAUAUGAAUACUUUAGCUCUAGUGAUUGAUGGAAAAUCUUUAGGUUUCGCACUAGAACCAGAUUUAGAGGAAUUUUUGCUUGCGAUUGGGAAAAUGUGUCGUGCGGUUAUUUGUUGUCGUGUUUCUCCGUUGCAGAAAGCUCUGGUUGUGAAGAUGGUCAAGCGUAGGACUAAAUCUCUAUUAUUAGCUAUCGGCGAUGGUGCGAACGAUGUUAGUAUGAUUCAGGCAGCACACGUCGGUGUUGGUAUCAGUGGUAUGGAAGGUAUGCAGGCUGCCCGGUCCGCAGACUUUGCUCUUGGUCAGUUCAAGUAUUUGAAGAAGUUAUUGCUAGUACAUGGCUCUUGGUCCUAUCAAAGAAUAUCUCAAGCCAUUCUGUACUCGUUCUACAAAAACAUUGCCCUCUACAUGACACAGUUUUGGUACGUCUUGUACAAUGCCUUCUCUGGCCAGUCAAUCAUGGAGUCUUGGACAUUGACCUUCUACAAUGUGUUUUUCACUGUUGCUCCUCCGUUUGUUCUAGGUGUUUUCGACCAAUUUGUCAGUAGUAGACUACUAGAUCGGUAUCCGCAAUUAUACACCUUAGGGCAGAAGGGACAAUUUUUUUCCGUCACAAUAUUCUGGGGGUGGGUUAUCAAUGGUUUCUAUCAUUCCUUGAUUACAUUUGUUGGCUCGAUAAUGUUUUACCGUUAUGGGGCUGCGUUAGCGAUGCAUGGUGAAACUGCGGACCACUGGGUAUGGGGUGUUGCCAUUUAUACAACGAGUAUUAUAAUCGUUUUGGGUAAAGCCGCACUUAUCACCAACCAAUGGACUAAGUUCACUGUUCUAGCAAUUCCUGGCUCGUUAGUCUUUUGGUUGCUUUUCUUUCCAAUUUACGCAUACCUGCUUCCUGGGCUCAAUGUUUCAAAGGAAUAUUACGGUAUAGUUUCACAUGUCUAUGGCUCUUUUACGUUUUGGGCGAUGUGUUACGUACUACCAGUGCUAGCGCUUCUGCGAGAUCUACUAUGGAAGUACUAUAAAAGAACAUAUACUCCAGAGAGUUAUCAUGUUGUUCAGGAAAUGCAGAAGUAUGAUAUCAGCGAUAACAGGCCAAGAAUUGAACAGUUCCAAAAAGCCAUUAGAAAAGUCAGACAAGUCCAGCGGAUGAAAAAACAAAGAGGCUUCGCUUUCUCCCAGAGUGAGGAAGCCGGACAGGAUCGUAUUGUAAGAAUGUAUGAUACUACGCAAAAGAGGGGUACGCAUGGCGAGCUUCAAGAUGCGUCAAUGAAUCCAUUUAAAGAUCUUUGA